Molecule: messenger RNA, 1093 nt
Organism: Pygoscelis adeliae (Adelie penguin)
Lineage: Eukaryota; Metazoa; Chordata; Aves; Sphenisciformes; Spheniscidae
Gene: SLX9
Product: family with sequence similarity 207, member A
Exons: 5
Coding region: 3-416 (137 amino acids)
Biological process (GO): maturation of SSU-rRNA from tricistronic rRNA transcript (SSU-rRNA, 5.8S rRNA, LSU-rRNA)
Cellular component (GO): preribosome, small subunit precursor; nucleolus; 90S preribosome
Source: RefSeq, a predicted model, not a curated record
AAAUGAAGCUGAGGAAAGAAAGAUGGCUACAGAAAAUAGAAAGUGUGAAGCUAGCCACGCAGAAGCAAAAAGCUGAAGCAAAGCGGAAAGCAACACCUGUGGUGGGAGACAUGCAGCCGUUGAUGGAAGCCCUACCUGAGCUCUCUGACCUGACCACAGGUGGCAGGGGCAGGAAGCCAUCCAAGAGCCAUGUAAAAGCAAAGGCAGAGCCAGCAGACUUCUGUCUGAUGAAACAAGCUCAGAAACGCCGGCUCUUAGAGGAGGAAGUGGCUCGGUUUCAUGAGGUCAUCACCAAUCCCAGGUACAGAGCCAACCCCCUCAUGGCCAUCAGCGAGCAUCUCUCCAAGAGGCUGAGGCAGGAGGAAGAAGCACGGGUACAUCUGAAACCAACCCAAGAUGGGUUCCUGCAGAUGUAGCAGGAGCAGCUGCAGGGAACCUGAGGAAAUACAACCGCAUGCGAAUUUGAGCUGCUUGAUAGUUUUGGAACCAGAUGAGACUGGCACCAGCAACUCCUCCUUUCAUCCACAUGUUGCACAAGAGAAGGGCGAGGUGCAUCACCUGAUCAAGCCUUUGCCGCUGAGCACAAAGCCACAUGUCCCUGCCCUGAAGCAUGGAUUUCACCAUAGCCUUUUUGCAGGAGCUUUUUUUGCUUUCACUACCCUUGGUGUCUGUCCUGCCAGGAUGUGUCAUCGCCCUGCUGUGUCCUGGCCUUUUCCAGACUGCUCAGGGAGAUGUAGGACAGGUCAGACCCUCAGGGGCUCCACCAGUGUCCCCCCUUGAGAGAGGCAGUCCUGCUCCUGCUCUUCGUUUCCUGACCUUUAACCAGUUACUAAUCCCGGGAGGUCUCUACCUCUUAUCCCAUGGCAGCUCAGUUUCCUUAAGAGCUUUUGGGCAUUCUUUAAGUGCUUAAGAGCAUUGCCACAUGCCAUUUGGAAUCCACAUAAAGCCUGGUUAAUUGGAUCACCCUUAUCUCCAUGCUUACCGUUUCCUUCCAAGGGAAAAUCAUGCCCUGCAAUCCUAACUCUUCCCCAACGUGAUAAUUAUCUAGGCGUCUGCUGAUUCUGCUCCGAACCCUGGCUUGCUUCAGUGUGAG